AUGUCGUUUCUCCAUGGUUUGGCUCCAGCGUAUGAGCAGGGGACAGCGUUGCUACUAACCCAGACGAAGAUCCCACCAUUGGAGGAGACAGUCUCGGCCAUGAUACAGGAGGAGAGCCGUAUCAGGCUACAGGCUGGGACAAGUGGACUUACACAAGAGAAGUCUGCACUGGUGAUAUGCCCUAAGCCACCCAGGGAAAGGAACUGGGGUGAACAUGGUCAGGCUGGAGGCCGUGGUCGUGGCUGUGGAGGCAGGCGAGGUGGAAGAGGAGGCCACCAGGCAAACUUGAUAGUGACAGAAAGGGAAGAAGAAGCUGAGAUGAUCUUCACUGAUAAGGAUCGGGCACUCUUGGCAGCACCGAGGAGGAAGAAGAGAGCAGUAGGGGGAACUACUCCCAGCUACGCGCGCUUCACCUUCGACGCCACCCUGUACCCGCCGGAGGACGACGACGACUACAUCAUAAUCGGGACCAUCGGCUGCCCUCUCGCUGCCACCCUCUCCGCCGCCGGCCACCACGUCCUCCUCCUCGAGCGCGGCGGGACCCCCGACGAGUUCCCCUCCCUCAGCUCCCAGGACGGAUUCCUCCAAACCCUGGUUGCCGCCAACAGCCUCGAUUCCCCCGCCCAGUCCUUCGUCUCCGACGACGGCAUCACCAAGGCUCGCGGUAGAGUCCUCGGCGGAUCGUCGGCGAUCAACGCGGGAGGAGGGGGAACUACUCCCAGCUACGCGCGCUUCACCUUCGACGCCACCCUGUACCCGCCGGAGGACGACGACGACUACAUCAUAAUCGGGACCAUCGGCUGCCCUCUCGCUGCCACCCUCUCCGCCGCCGGCCACCACGUCCUCCUCCUCGAGCGCGGCGGGACCCCCGACGAGUUCCCCUCCCUCAGCUCCCAGGACGGAUUCCUCCAAACCCUGGUUGCCGCCAACAGCCUCGAUUCCCCCGCCCAGUCCUUCGUCUCCGACGACGGCGUCCCCAAGGCUCUCGGCAGAGUCCUCGACGGAUCGUCGGCGAUCAACGCCGGAUUCUACAGCCGGGCUCACAGGGAGUUCUUUAACGCUUACGGUGUCGAGUGGGACCCGGAGAUGGUGGAGAAGGCGGUGGGGUUUAGGCCGGAGCUGAAGAGUUGGGUGUCCGCAGUGAGGGAUGGAUUGAUCAAGGCGAGUACUUUCGAUUCAAGCGGGAGGAGGCAUAGUGCUGCUGAUUUGCUGGCAUUGGCGAACGCGGAGAAUUUGAGGGUGCGACUAGGGCUAGCGUGGAGAGGAUCUUGCUCAAUUCAAAUCUAUCCUCAGGAUUCGCUGCUUAAUAAACUUGUGGAAGUGAUUUCUAUCUCUGCAGUAUCUUUAUUAAUAUGUAGUUAUUCCAACUAUUUUUCCAAUUCUUCGGUUAAUGAUAGGUUUUUUUUAAGAAUAAAGCUGCUACAAGUAAUUUUUCUACAGUCUCUUAAAAGUUUUGAUGUCUCAGCUACUCGCUGCUAAUAAGUCUGAAAGAGAAUUUAACAUGCUGAUUGUCAGGAAGUAGCAUUUCUGGGCAUCUAGGCUAGUUGCUUAAAAUAUAAUGAAUAUAAUUACAAAGGUGGGGGAAAAUAACUGUUGUAUCUCAUGCCAUCAAAA
Asparagus officinalis (garden asparagus) is the source of this 1614-nucleotide messenger RNA. RefSeq lists its product as uncharacterized. The record is from RefSeq and is a predicted model, not a curated record. NCBI's taxonomy places the organism in Eukaryota, Viridiplantae, Streptophyta, Magnoliopsida, Asparagales, Asparagaceae.